AUGCGCAGUCCCAUUCCAGGUCUGGGCAGGGUGAUGGUGCUCCUCACGGCAGCCCUGGCAUCAGCCUCCCUCGCCGUCUCUGAGGGCUGGGAAGAGGAAGGUGUGCAGUACGGACAGGUGGGGACAGACGUGACCUUGUCAUGCACCGGUGCCCGUGACGGCUCACCGGUGCAAUGGAGACGGGCAGGAGCUGCAGCACUGCCAGAGGGCUCAGCCAUCUGUGAUGGAGCCCUGGUGCUGCCGCACACCAGCUUGGCCACCGCGGGUACCUACAGCUGCCAUGGCGAGGAUGGUAGCCUGCUGCACACCAUGUCUCUGCAGCUGGGGCACCUUCCAGGAGUCCCCUUUGUGUCCUGCAGAGCAUCUGACUAUGAGAAUUUCUCCUGCUCCUGGACCUCCAGUGUGGAGACCUUCCUUCCCACCAGAUACAUCACCACCUACAGGAAGAAAUCGCUAUCGGGCGAAGAGAAACGGAGGAACAAGAACGGGCACGGUGGGCCAUGCCUGCAGAACCCGUCCCGCCCCGGGACCUGCACUGUCCAUGGGUCGGAGUUCUGGAGCUCCUACCGCCUGAACAUCACUGAGGUGAACCCACUGGGGUCCAGCUACCGCCUCCUUGACAUCACUAUGCAGGCCAUCAUUAAGCCAGACCCUCCAGAGGGCUUGGUGGUGGAGCCCAUCCCCCUGGCCCCGCGGCGGCUCCACGUGAGCUGGAAGUACCCCUCCUCCUGGCCCAAGGAACCCCACUUCCAGCUCAGGUUUCGGCUCCAGUACCGGCCCGUCAUCCACCGCUCUUGGUCCGUGGUGGAGACAGUGAACCUCUCUGAGGUGAUCACGGACGCCUUCACCGGCCUGGAGCACGUGGUCCAAGUCAGCGCCAAGGAUUUCCUGGAUGCGGGGAACUGGAGCGAGUGGAGUGCCGAGGUCCGGGCAACACCCGUCAGAGACCCAGCCACCACCAUGCGUGAUGAAACCACUACAUUCGCUGCCCUGGAGAGCCUGGCUGAGGAGCCCUCCCAGGCUGCCAACCCUGAGCCCAUCAACCGCAGCGACCCCCUGGAGAAGACGGCUGUCCUGGUGUCCCUCGGGAUCUUUGCCUUCUUCGUCCUGGCUGCUGUUCUCGUCAUCACUGUCCUCAUCUGGCUCCGGGUGAGGAAGCACGUCAAGGACGAGACCAAACCCCACAACUUCUUGGUUGCUGCCACCCACUUGAAGGUGCUGCCGACAGAGGCCCAGAUCCUGUAG
Messenger RNA from Mesitornis unicolor (brown roatelo), 1245 nucleotides. RefSeq names its product interleukin 11 receptor, alpha (gene IL11RA). Gene Ontology annotation, biological process: cytokine-mediated signaling pathway. Lineage: Eukaryota; Metazoa; Chordata; Aves; Mesitornithiformes; Mesitornithidae. Gene Ontology annotation, molecular function: protein binding; cytokine receptor activity. The transcript has 12 exons. Gene Ontology annotation, cellular component: membrane; external side of plasma membrane. The record is from RefSeq and is a predicted model, not a curated record. The coding region runs from base 1 to 1245 and encodes 414 amino acids.